This is a messenger RNA of Effrenium voratum, 1778 nucleotides long. The record is from the annotation of a GenBank genome assembly. NCBI's taxonomy places the organism in Eukaryota, Dinophyceae, Suessiales, Symbiodiniaceae.
AGCGAGAGCUGUCCAGAACUCAGACACAUGAAGGGCUUGCGGGUCCAUGCCUCAGCCAUGCUGCGACUGCUGCGAGGGUUGGCGCUUCUGACAUUAACGCUUGCACCGUGGGCCUUCUGCGGGCAAAGCGUUGGCCGGACGCCCACAGCAGCUCCCGCGGCGACAGCUUCAGCAGCUUCCGGAUCCGGAGAUCGGGACAGGCAAGCACGGCAGCUUUUGGAGGAUGUGCUCGCUGUGGUGCAGUCUGCUGGGCCGGAGGCCGGCGCGGUGCGGGGCCUGCAGGCACUGCAGGCGGCAGCGGCCACAGCCCUGGAGGCGGCGCAGGAUGGCGAGCUGCAGGAGGCCCUCCAAACGAUCCAAAGCUUGGCUCGUGGACAGAGUGUGGAUGACGCACCGUUGGCGCGAUUGCUGCGACGGCUGUUCCAGAAGCUUGGCAGCACCUACGUCAAGCUCGGCCAGUUCAUCGCAUCUUCCCCGACGUUGUUCCCGGCUGCAUAUGUGCGGGAGUUCCAGCGCUGCUUAGACGCCACGGAGCCAGUCGGCUUCCGCGCCAUUCGGCGCGUGGUGGAGGCGGAUCUGGGGCUGCCGCUGGGCCGCGUCUUCGCGUCCUUCGAGGAAACGCCGCUGGCCUCCGCCUCCGUGGCCCAGGUCCAUGCCGCCGUGCUUCUGAGCGGCGAGCGUGUGGCGGUGAAGGUGCAGAAGCCCGGGGUGGGGCAGAUCCUGAAGGCGGAUCUGGGCUUCCUUUUCAUCGCUGCCCGCACACUGGAGUUUCUAAGUCCAGAGCUUGCCCGAAGCUCGCUGGUUGACAUUGUCGCAGAGAUCCGGUCGAGCAUGCUGGAUGAAUUGGACUUCACAAAGGAGUUGGAGAACAUAGAGACUUUUCGGAGCUUCCUGCAGCGAAACGGCCUAGAGCGCAUUGCGGCCGCCCCAAGAACAAUCCCAGAGGCCUCCUCCAAAAGAGUGCUGACCAUGGAACUGUUCAACGGUGUUCCCCUGACCGAUCUGGAAGGUAUUCGCCAGUAUAGCUCCAACCCAGAGCAGACUCUCAUCAACGCGCUGAAUGUGUGGUCGAUGUCGGUGCGGGGCUGCGAGAUCUUCCAUGCGGACGUGCAUGCUGGGAACCUCCUGGUGCUCGAGGAUGGCCGCGUGGGCUUCCUCGACUUUGGCAUCGUCGGCAGGAUCCCGUCGGAGAUUUGGUUUGCAGUGGAGGGCCUCGUUGCGUCGUUUGCCGCCGGCGAUGCCCGCGGCAUGGCGCGGAGUCUGAUGGCCAUGGGCGCCACGGGGACGGUGGACGAGACCGCCUUGGCCGACGACGUCGCAAGCGUUUUGGCCCGGAUCGCCGGGCUGGAGUCGGAGGUCGUUUUGCGGGGUAGAGGGCCAGAGAAGGUCGUGGCCGAGGUAGCUCUGGACAGCGAGCAGGUUACCGACUUGCUCUUGGAGGUGGUCCGCGUGGCCGAUGAGAACGGACUGAAGCUGCCCCGCGAGUUUGCGCUGCUGGUGAAACAGGCUUUGUACUUCGAUCGAUACACCAAGCUCUUGGCACCAGACCUGGAUCCGGUUCGGGAUUCCAGAGUGUCACUGGGGCGUGGAGGCUCCGUCAUUGACGUGUGAACGUGUGAUUUCUUCAUGUACAAAGUCCACUUGAAUUUGAGUCAGCCUGCUAGCCAAUUGCCAUUCUCGUUUUCCGCGAUUUUCGGCACGCUUUCCCAGUGGUGUGCCUCAGUUUCAGUUUCACCAGGCUUGGCAGCUUGUGCUGCAUGAGGUCGUGAGCUUCGGAA